Magallana angulata is the source of this 770-nucleotide messenger RNA. RefSeq names its product C1q-related factor-like. NCBI's taxonomy places the organism in Eukaryota, Metazoa, Mollusca, Bivalvia, Ostreida, Ostreidae. The coding region runs from base 13 to 612 and encodes 199 amino acids. The record is from RefSeq and is a predicted model, not a curated record. Gene Ontology annotation, molecular function: protein binding. The transcript has 3 exons.
AAAAAAAAAAAAAUGUUGCUGACUCUGUUGUUUUGGACAUCCCUCAGUGUACCCGGUGUGACGUAUGGCGGGAACACUAUACAGACAGACAAACGGACAAAGGUUGAUUUGAUAAAAUCGUUAAUUUACGACAACACAAAGGCCACGGUCACCCUGGAUUCCUCAGCUCUAAAACAACUGAUUCAUUUGUCUUCAGGUACGUCCACUCCACUGCGACGGGUCAGUUUUUCUGUAACCGUUAACUUAAACCAAAUUAUCAAACUCAAAAAUGGACAAAUAGUGAAAUAUAACAAAAUCCUGACAAAUGACGGAAACGGAUAUGACGUCAGAACGGGAGUGUUCACGUGUCCUGUGGCGGGAUCCUACAUGUUUGUUGUCGAUUCUAUGUCACAACCCGGGACCUGGUUAUAUUUGAAAGUCAACAAGAACACAGUUGGUAAAAUGUAUUGGUAUGUGUCUGUGGACCAUAAAGAUAAUCCUUUAAUCCAAGUUAGCAAGACAGUCAUUGUGAAGCUGAAAGCAGGGGACCAUGUCAAAGUUGAAAAUGAUGGACACAGCGGUAAAAUGUACUAUGACAUGUACUCGGGAUUCACAGGAGUCCUCUUGUAUUGAACGAUAUUCUGGACCGUGUUGAAUGAAUUGAAUUGACCCCAAGCUAGCUCAAUGACUACUUUUCAUGUCUGAACCAUUUUGAGACAUUUUAUUUUACCAUUUUAUCAAUGACAACUUCUUAAAUAAAAACUCCAGAUCGAUGUAGGUUUUAUUUAAUU